GUCCCCGCUGAGGUUAGAAGGCAGGUGGAGAGAUGAGCCGGGCGCCUGCGUUCCUCAGCGCGGCCGAGGUGCAGGACCACCUCCGCAGCUCCAGCCUCCUCAUCCCGCCUCUGGAGGCAGCUCUGGCCAACUUUUCCAGCGGCCCCGAUGGAGGGGUCAUGCAGCCGGUGCGCACCGUGGUGCCAGUGGCCAAGCACAGAGGCUUCCUGGGGGUCAUGCCGGCCUACAGUGCAGCAGAGGACGCCCUGACCACCAAGUUGGUCACCUUCUAUGAGGGCCACAGCAGCACCUCCACUGUCCCCUCACACCAGGCCACUGUGCUACUCUUUGAGCCCAGCAAUGGCUCCCUUCUGGCGGUCAUGGAUGGAAAUAUCAUAACUGCAAAGAGAACAGCUGCAGUAUCUGCCAUCGCCACCAAGUUUUUGAAACCGCCCAGCAGUGAAGUGUUAUGCAUCCUUGGGGCUGGGGUCCAGGCCUACAGCCAUUAUGAGGUCUUCACAGAGCAGUUCUGCUUUAAGGAGGUGAGGAUAUGGAAUCGCACCAAGCAAAAAGCGGAGAAGUUUGCGGACACAGUGCAAGGAGAGGUACAGGUCUGUUCAUCGGUCCAGGAGGCUGUGACAGGUGCAGAUGUGAUCAUCACAGUCACCAUGGCGACAGAGCCCAUUUUAUUUGGUGAAUGGGUGAAGCCAGGGGCUCACAUCAAUGCCAUCGGAGCGAGCAGACCCGACUGGAGAGAGCUGGAUGAUGAGCUCAUGAAACAAGCGGUGCUGUACGUGGAUUCCCAGGAGGCUGCCCUGAAAGAGUCUGGAGAUGUCCUCUUGUCAGGGGCUGAGAUCUUCGCUGAACUGGGAGAAGUGGUGAAGGGAGUGAAGCCAGCCCACUGUGAGAAGACCACGGUGUUCAAGUCUUUGGGAAUGGCGGUGGAAGACCUGGUUGCAGCCAAGCUGGUGUAUGAUUCCUGGUCGUCUGGUAAAUAAAAUGAUGGAACUUUGCAUUGAGGUGGAUACUACAGCUCAAGGGAUGUUGCCACCAAUUGUCUCAUAAUUUCUAGAUCAAAUGAGGGAGCCCAGUGCCCAGUGAGCUAUGUUUUGUGCUUAUCAUGUCUUACCCUGAAUAAUGAGAUCCCUACUUAUGUUUGUAGGUGGAAAGCAAAACUAGGUGGCCAUUUCUUCUGUAACACCAGACUAUACUAGCACUUUUUCCCCUUGUAUUUCACUACUUCUGUAAUUCCCUGAAAUAAAGCAUUUUCCAAUUCUGCA
This is a messenger RNA of Diceros bicornis minor, 1259 nucleotides long. RefSeq names its product crystallin mu (gene CRYM). Gene Ontology annotation, biological process: thyroid hormone metabolic process. The transcript has 8 exons. The coding region runs from base 33 to 977 and encodes 314 amino acids. Gene Ontology annotation, cellular component: cytoplasm. The record is from RefSeq and is a predicted model, not a curated record. NCBI's taxonomy places the organism in Eukaryota, Metazoa, Chordata, Mammalia, Perissodactyla, Rhinocerotidae. Gene Ontology annotation, molecular function: thyroid hormone binding.